Penaeus monodon (black tiger shrimp) is the source of this 387-nucleotide messenger RNA. Its product is annotated as baculoviral IAP repeat-containing protein 7-B-like. Gene Ontology annotation, cellular component: cytoplasm; nucleus. The transcript has 3 exons. Gene Ontology annotation, biological process: positive regulation of protein ubiquitination; negative regulation of apoptotic process; regulation of cell cycle. The record is from RefSeq and is a predicted model, not a curated record. Bases 1 to 387 code for a protein of 128 amino acids. Gene Ontology annotation, molecular function: cysteine-type endopeptidase inhibitor activity involved in apoptotic process; ubiquitin protein ligase activity. NCBI's taxonomy places the organism in Eukaryota, Metazoa, Arthropoda, Malacostraca, Decapoda, Penaeidae.
AUGACACAGAAACCAUUCGAUUUAGCAGAUGCAGGAUUCGUUUCAGAUGGUUCAGGUGAUUGCGUCUACUGUUUUCACUGUGGAUUAUAUCUAGAGGAAUGGAAUAAGAAGGAUAUACCUAAGAAAGAACAUGCUAUCUGGAAUCCAGACUGUCAAUAUGUUAAAAUGGUAAAGGUCGUCUUGGCUGACGGUGUUACGCCACGAAAGAUGUUUAGCGCUUAUAUGAAAGGCAGUGAUGAUUUGCUAUCGCACACCAUCGAUGCCUAUGCUCUUCCACCGCACCCGGGUUUACUUUUAGAAUCAGAGCACGGAAAUCCUCUUCAACUAUACUCACAGGGACACAAGAGAAAACCUCUGCCUCUGGAUUCUGUUCAACAUGAGAAUUGA